GUUAGUGUCUAUUUUUGUGAUAUAAUAUCUCUCAAGAUUCUGUAGCAGCGAGAAGCAGAGUAGCGGAUAUGAAGAAGCAAGCAUCAAGCACUUUCCUGAUGUGGGUUAUGGUGAUAUCGCUUCACGCACAUCUCAUCAUUGCAGCUGUGUCUAAGUCUAAUGGCACAAUUUCCGUGUGCGAUGGCUCCGUAGAGGACUGCCUCAACGUCGUCCACUUGGACUCAGAGCUUCUUCCCACCAUCUCCAGCUCCCACUUCCGCAGAAUCCUUGCUGGAAAAUAUGAUGGAGUUACCAACGAUGCACUAAUUCCUGAUAAACCCUUCAAGGGAUGUAAAAUCGGAGAAGCUUAUCGUAGCUGUCUGGCCCAAGUUGAAGGUAGAGCGAGAAACUGUGCCAUCUACAAGAGGGGUUGCUAAUGAAUAUCUAAGGUUGUGAUCGCGCCGAGCUAUUUGCGUGUUUUAAUGCUUUUAAUUUGUUUCCUCUCUCUCUCCACUUUGUUGCUGUGCUGUGUCUCGAUUAUUGGGCAUGUUUCCUUAUUGCAAGAAUAAUUUCAUUUACUGAACUGGACAAAUUUCGGGGAAGAGAUUGUGAACAUUUAUAUGUAUGCUUUUCUGCUUUCUAUUUAUUGAAGCCUGAAAUGUAACUAUGUAUCCUCUCUUAAUAAUAAUGGAUUGUUGGAUUCUAACUUCUA
Molecule: messenger RNA, 691 nt
Organism: Glycine soja
Lineage: Eukaryota; Viridiplantae; Streptophyta; Magnoliopsida; Fabales; Fabaceae
Exons: 1
Coding region: 69-416 (115 amino acids)
Source: RefSeq, a predicted model, not a curated record